CGCAAAAUGUUGCGACUCGAUAAGUUAUUUUGCUGUCUGCCCUUAAGAUUUGGCAUAUUAAUUAUUUGUGCAGUCGAUCUAGCAUCAUGUGCCGCCUCCGUUGGAGUCGUUACAGUUGUGGACGGUGAUGAAGCGCUGUUUAUAGUAAUGCUUAUAAUCUAUUUGGCACACAUUAUGGCUUGCAUACAAUUAGCGCUGUCUGUUUAUGAACAAAUUGGCUUUCUUGAUGUAUCCUACCUCAUAACAACGCCCAUACGUUUUCUAUUCGUUAUAUGUCUAUUGAUAUAUCAAAUUAUAAGCGAAUUGCAUGACAUUGGCAUGUAUGUGAUGAAUAUUUUAACAUUAAUUGCAAGUGUAUACUUUUGGAUCUGUGCGUACGCUUGGUACAGUAAAAUUGAACAACAAAACGCUUUGACUCAAUGGAUUAGUAAACAUACAAAAUCGACUGAGCAAUAGCAACAAUUUACAUCAACAAAGUCGACUGAGCAAUAGCAACAAUUUAUAUCAAUCUAAGUUAGCAUCGAGCAGUUGUUAAAUAAAUUAUCAUUAGUUACCUAUUGCUCUAAGCUCACACAACAAAAUUCCAUUUUCAAUAAAAAAUACAAAAUGGCAAAAUUAGAUCCAACAUUUUUACAGCUGCCAAAGUUUUUAUGUUGCAUAGAAUUGUUUAUAGGCGUCAUAUUAGUUGUAAUCUAUGAUGUUUUAUUUGCAGCAUUAGUAAUCGUAUUCACUCUGGACUACGAGGAGUAUAGUGACCCGGAUAGAUAUUAUUCUAUCGGGGAUCUUAAAGACUAUUUAUUUUUCUGUCGAAAAGAACUGUACGGUUUUUGGAUAUGUUUUAUAAUAAUUCAUGCUUUUCAUAUGUGCUCUUGUAUUCUGGCGUUUAUAAAUGUAUUCAUUAAAAAGCCGCCAAUGCUCAUUCCAUAUUUGAUAACUGGAAUUCUACGUUAUUUGAUACAUAUUUGCUUUUUGAUAUUUCAAACUUGCGAACUUUUUAAUCAUACAAAUAUGUAUAUUAUCGGUGGCUUUAUAGUGGCUCCUGCCGUUUAUGAAUGGGCCACAAUCUAUUCGCAGUAUAAGGAAAUGGGCGGAGAUGUGCCCUAAGCGCACACGCACACUCGCUCUCAUCCAUGCACACACAAACACACACAAAAAAAAUUAUAGCAUAAAAUAAAUGUAAU
This is a messenger RNA of Drosophila busckii, 1181 nucleotides long. RefSeq lists its product as uncharacterized. The transcript is spliced from 7 exons. Lineage: Eukaryota; Metazoa; Arthropoda; Insecta; Diptera; Drosophilidae. Bases 607 to 1104 code for a protein of 165 amino acids. The record is from RefSeq and is a predicted model, not a curated record.